Molecule: messenger RNA, 4003 nt
Organism: Pelodiscus sinensis (Chinese soft-shelled turtle)
Lineage: Eukaryota; Metazoa; Chordata; Testudines; Trionychidae
Source: RefSeq, a predicted model, not a curated record
UGUGGAGGAUAUGGCGAAAGCCUUGAGUCUAAUCCCUCUCCCUUGUUUUCUGUCUUUGCUUUUCCUUCAGGCUGCAAGAUCAAGGCUCUGAGAGCAAAGACCAACACCUACAUCAAAACUCCGGUGCGCGGUGAGGAGCCGGUCUUCAUGGUGACGGGGCGGCGGGAGGACGUUGCCAUGGCGAGGCGGGAAAUCAUCUCGGCGGCUGAGCACUUCUCUAUGAUCCGGGCCUCCCGCAACAAGGCUGGCACCACCUUUGGCAGUGCCCCUACCCUGCCUGGCCAGGUCACUAUCCGGGUCCGCGUACCCUACCGUGUAGUGGGCUUGGUAGUGGGUCCCAAAGGAGCCACCAUCAAGCGGAUCCAGCAGCAAACCAAUACCUACAUUAUCACACCCAGCCGGGACCGGGACCCCGUCUUCGAGAUCACAGGGGCACCAGGCAACGUCGAGCGGGCCCGAGAGGAGAUAGAGACCCACAUUGCGGUGAGGACAGGCAAGAUCCUGGAGUACAACAAUGAGAAUGACUUCCUGUCCAGCAGCCCCGACUCAGGCAUGGAGAACCGCUACUCGGAGGCGUGGCGGGUGCACACACCUGCCCCAGGUUGCAAACCCCUCUCCACUUUCCGACAGAACAGCCUCGGGUGCAUUGGCGACUGCUCUGUGGACCCAGUCUACGAGACACCCCGACUGAACGACCAAAAUGACUUCAAUUACGGUUACCUCUUUCCCAACUAUGGGGUGAACAAACAAGAUCUCUAUUACGGGGUGCCAGAAUCCGGUGCCCCUAUGUGGGCUGGGCAGGAAAACACCAACCCUGUCUCUGUGCUCUUCUCUAAGCAGCAACGAUCUGGUAGUACCGGCGCUGUCCAUCCUAACUCUCAUCGCUCCCCGUCCUCUUCGAUCCAAGAGCCUAACCUCUCGGGGCUCCCCAGAAGGUCUCCAGGGGAACCACUGCAAGGAUUUUCCAAACUGGGAGCCAACACCACCGCCCGGACAUCCAUUUCCAGCAGCCGGGAGUGCAUGGUGUGCUUUGAAAGUGAAGUGACGGCAGCUCUGGUGCCAUGUGGCCAUGACCUCUUGAGUGUGCUGUGCGGCUCUGCGAGAGGACUGACCCGGAAUGUCCUGUUUGCCAUGCUGCAGCCACUCAGGCUAUUAGAAUAUUUUCUUAAAGAGACAGGGCGGGGCGGCGGGGACUCCAAUAAAAAGAGGAUGAUAAUAAUAAUAAUGACAUCAGAAGAAUAAAUGAACGAAUGAAAGAAUAAGAUAAUUAAUUUAAAGAAGAGGAAAAAAAAUUAUUUUACGAGCAAUGUACGUUAUUUUUUAAAAAAAAGAAGUGAAUAAUAAUAAAUUAAAAUGAAUAGAAAAGCCAGAAAUUUUGAAGGGCAAAUGAUGCUCCAGCCUACGAUGUCUUUUUAAAACAAGUACUCUGAACGCACACUUGGAUCUCGCAAGCAAAGCGGUUUAGUUAAAUUUUUUUUGGUGGCGAGACAGGACUCACAGCUCCUCUGCAUUGACCAAGCUUGGUCAUUUUUAUGUGACCAGAGCCCAGAGGGCACAUGGGAAGUGAGGGGCUUCCUCAACAGCUGUUCCUUCCCCACUCGACACUCCAUCUUUUAACUUGGUCUGAAGCUGCCCCCUGGGGACAUCAAAUCAACCAGCAGAGGAGAGCUUGGAAAGAAAAGAAAACAGAUGGCAAAGGGGGGGAAGGAAAGAAAGAAAGAAAGAAAAAAAAAAAAAACCAUCAACCUCUGGGAACCUGUUAGAACGAGGGCACAACUCUAUUACCUCAAAGAUUUAAAAAAAAAUACAAACAAAUAAAAAACAAAACAGCAGCUAAAGAACUUUUAUUAUUUUCCUUUUUUUUAAAAAAAAAAAAAAGAACAUUGAAAAAACAAAUAAAAAUUACGCCGGUGAAACUGAAGAAGGUUUGGAAGAACCUGUAGGAGUCACACUGGGUGCUUAGCAUUUAUUUUGUUAUUCUGAGCCACCGUGGAGUUUGGAACUACGUUAUUUUUUUUGUUUUUGUUUGAAUCCAAACAGGGAUUUGUUCAUCAGAUGAAUCAGGAGUCACUAACAGGGUAUUUCAAAACCAGUCUUGAGUUCCCAUCCAAGGGCGAGGAUGGACUUCCACAUUUCCAUAGUUCACUCUUCUUUGCUUUUCCCACGUGAUGCCAGCUGCAGUUUUCUACGCAUGUGCACGCGUACACCACACAGCAUUGUGCUUUUCUUGAAAUAAAUAUACACACACAAGUUAACAUUCUUUUUUUUUUUUCUUAAAAAAAGUGUACCGCACCAAAACCUAAGAGAGACGAUCAUGCAAUACAGGCGAUGAGCCCUUUUGAAACCAACAUGCAUCCUGACCGAAAGCAAAAAAUCCGAGUUUAUAUAUAUAAUUUUGUCGUUGUUGUUUUUAAACUGGACCAAAACUUUUGUUACCCAAAACCAAGUGGAAAAUUUUAAAAAAAGAAGAAAGUAUUUCUUUAUGGACCAAAACCUCUUCAACUGUCCUUAACCUAGAUCUUCCGGAGGUUGCCACUUUUAUAUAUUAUAUUUUUUUCAGAACGAAACAAAAAAUAAAUAAAUAAAUGAAUUGCCUUGUUGAACAUCCUUUUAAUCAUUUGAAGACUCCUGGUUUUGUUAAAUCAGAUACUUUUUUUAACUGUUGAGAAGUGGGAAAGACAGGCUUCGAAUCUGGCCUCGAUGCCAAUCACAAUCCAGCAUCUUAACGUGAUCAGGUUUGUUCAACCAGUACCUGGAUGCCAAAUUGCCAUGGUGGCAAAAUUACGUGUGUUGGAUUAAUUUACCAAGCACCUCUCUCUCUCCCUCUCUCCCUCUCUCUCUCUCUCUCUCUCUCUCUAUAUAUAUAUAUAUAUAUAUUUUCCCCCAUACACUCUCUUCCUACCCCCAAAUUACUUCUACUCACCAAUCCUGGACCCUGCUUUAGAACUGUGGACCAACAAGCUUAGCAACUUGAGAGAGACAAAUCUACAGCCAAAAAUUCAACAAAAAUAGCCAGAGAUGUUCCUCAAGUUACUGGAGACCUUAAUUUCAUCGUAACGUGCUUCCUGGAACUAUCCCCUCUUCUUGAUUCGUUGCCACUCACCCCUAACGGAGUCCCCUUCCAAUUUGUUCAGGACAUCCUUUGGUCACAUACAGGGGUGGAGUGUAGAUACUGAGGCAGGCCUGUGUUUGGACUCAAGACUUGAUAAAGGUCCAUGUACGAUCUUUAGAUAUUGGGGGGAAGGGCCUGAAAUUUUGUACUUUCCAACACUUUGCAUUGAUGGUGAAUUGUUACACAGGGCGGAGGAUAGAAGGUGGUAGGAGAUUGUGCUCCUAGGUACUGCAGUGGAUGCUGAUAGAAAAAUAUUGUACUAAAGGGGACACUGUCGGGUCAAAGUUAUAACCCCUUUUCUUCCCACCGCAGCUUUAACAAACCUUAAACAGCCUAAUUCUCCAUUGCCCUGCACUUUCUGCAGUCAUUUACACCCAGGGGAGCUAACAGCCUCCGUGGGUCCCUGAGGCAAGAUGGGGGGGCAACGUUGCGCUCCCUGACUGGGUGGGGCCUGGGAGGAAGGGAUGAGGCUGGGGCCCUCAGUGCCACCCAGACCAUGGCAUGCCCCCCUCUCCCUCCAGCUCUCAGGCCCACCCGGAGCAUACAUCACCUCUGCCUCCCCAUGUAGCCCUGAAAGCUGCCUGGACUGUAUAAAGUGGCACUCCUGCGGUGAUUUAAAGGACUGGAGGUGCUGGCCGCUGCUGCACUAGUAGUGGUGGUGGCCAGGAACCCCGGGCCCCUUUGAAUCACUGGGCCCUAGGACCACUGCUCUUUUUGCCCCUCCCAUUGGCGGGCCUGUUUACACCAGUGCAAAGAAGGUAUCAGACGGCUACCAAAUCACAACUAUUGCAUUAUUGACCCCCAUGCUCCUGUUGUUGUUUACACCAGUGCUGCAGGACAAUGGCAAAUUGGGCUAGUAGACUUCCAUAGGAGAAAGAGGCUAGGCACCAC